AUGAUGAAAAAUUUGACAAAUUGAUAGCGUGGAUUCGGCAAGUUGAUAUCGGUUUCCAGUAUGCGCAUGUGCAAGGAAUAAUGCAUAGGGAUGAUAACAUAAUAAUCGAUUCUACUGAUCGUGUACGAAUUAUUGACUGGGGUAUAUCAUUUAGAAGAGGCGAGAGCAACCAGAAAUCAUUUAUGGGUAAACCAUUGUUUGCACUACUAUGUAUUUUAUUACUGUAUCCCAGUCAAUCAAAUGUCUCAUAUGAAUAUGAGGAAAAGGAUGAUUUUGAAUCACUGUUUUAUAUGUUAAUUGGGAAAGUCAUCGCUCAGAAGCUUCCUUGGGACUGGACAUCGACUAUGUUUAUAACAUCAAAUACAUGUAUAUGUAUAUUCGGUGCUGGAAAUGAUGGAUAUUAUACGUUUUGA
Molecule: messenger RNA, 413 nt
Organism: Ambispora leptoticha
Lineage: Eukaryota; Fungi; Glomeromycota; Glomeromycetes; Archaeosporales; Ambisporaceae
Source: the annotation of a GenBank genome assembly